Messenger RNA from Lineus longissimus, 6076 nucleotides. Its product is annotated as cyclin-I-like. Gene Ontology annotation, molecular function: cyclin-dependent protein serine/threonine kinase regulator activity. Gene Ontology annotation, cellular component: nucleus; cyclin-dependent protein kinase holoenzyme complex; cytoplasm. Gene Ontology annotation, biological process: regulation of cyclin-dependent protein serine/threonine kinase activity; mitotic cell cycle phase transition. The transcript is spliced from 7 exons. The record is from RefSeq and is a predicted model, not a curated record. NCBI's taxonomy places the organism in Eukaryota, Metazoa, Nemertea, Pilidiophora, Heteronemertea, Lineidae. The coding region runs from base 220 to 1227 and encodes 335 amino acids.
CGCAGUGUUUCUCAGUCAACACUGCAAAUUUCAUCAGUCAUUACCUCCUUAUUUUUUCCUUUUCUUUCGCCGAUUGAUUGUUGGGGAGCCGACAAAAUGGAAGGAGUACAACAGUAGGAAGCGUUUAAACGUGUUUAAUGGGCAACAUAGUCCCGUAUUUUACCAAAAUUCGCCUUGAAAGGGGGACGGUAGCUUGGCAAGUGGGUGUGGGAUUCCAGGAUGAAACUUCAUAGCAAUGUGGACUUUGAGCGGCUAGGUAAAAGGCUGCAAGACACCCUUCUCAGGGAAAAGGAAACAUGGAGACCUCGAGUCAUCAUGAGACCCCAUGAUAGUGAAACAGAGAUUUGCCCGCAGCAACGAGACAAUGCUGUGAGAUGGCUUAUGCAACUUACAGACAAGUGGAAUUAUCAUCCUGAAACUUUCUGUCUCUCUGUCAGUAUCUUGGAUAGAUUUCUUUCCCUUGUGAAGUCUCACUCCAAAUAUCUAAGAUGCAUUGCUGCUACAUGCUUUUACCUAGCUGCCAAAGUUCAAGAAGAAGAUGAGGUUGUACCUGGAACCUUGGAAUAUGUUGUAGAAAGUCACUGUGGUUGUACUGCCUCAGAACUUCUCCGUAUGGAGCGCAUCAUCCUCAACAAGCUACAAUGGGAUUUGAGGGAUGUAACUCCAUUGGACUUUCUACAUAUUUUCCACGCCACUUUGUUGUCCAACAAACCACACCUGUUGGACAACUUCAGCAAUCUGACGCCAGCGCACCAGCUCUCAGCACUAACAGCCAAGCUGAAGCUUUGUCUGCUGCAUCACCAGCUCAUGGUUUACAGACCUGCCAUCCUAGCCCUGUCGUUACUCAGCCUAGAACUUGAGUAUUAUACUCAGGAGUGGUUACCCAACACCAUCAUGCUACAGAGAAUGGCUAUGGUUGACUGCCACCAUAUCGUCCAUUGUCGUGAAGUGAUCUCAAAUUGUCUGUCCCAGUUUCGGUACAAAAAUGUUGUUUUCAUGUACAGCCCGGAAGCGAUGACGAAACGUGCCAAAAGAAAAGUAAGCGAGUCUAACGACUGUGAAUUCUUCGAUGGAAUCAAGCGUCUGUACAACGAUGAUCUAGUUGAUGGUGGUGGUGGUGGUGGUGAAGACCAUCCUGGCGUCAAAGCUGGCCCUCUUGGGUCCUGUGCCAACCAGGCACGUCGUGAACAAGGUCUGCCCUCCUUGCAGGCAGUAGAAGCUACCUGAAGCUAAUCUUUUCAAGACAUAUUUUGAACCUUUCGUUAUUCUGCUAUUACUAUUGGCACGUUGUUGAUGUCUGUGUAUUUAUUGAUAUUGGUUAUUACUCACAAUAAACAGUGUGCAGAGUAGUCGGGUCAUUCCAGUUGUUGUACAGGUUAUUUUUAGCCCAGUAAUUUGAAUGUUGUAUUUAAAAAUCUAUAUUGUAUAUAUAAUGUGUAAUAUAUUUCAUGUCAGCUCAGCAGAGUCAUGUUUUAGAAACUUCAUAAUGUCACUGUCAAUUUCAUCUAGUCCAUUUUUCAUCAACCCAUUAAUCAAUAAAAAGUUCAAGGGGGCUUAGUGCACUCAAAGCAAAUAAGACUGAAAAUACUUCUGGUUUAUGGAGAUAAUGCAAGCUGCAGCACCAUCAUGUAUGAAAUGACUGCCUUGGCUAAAGUCCGGAAGUACAACGUAUAGAAUGACCUCAGUUCAAGUCAACUAGUACAACUGGUGCUGUAAGGUCGCUUUUGUGUACGCAUUCCUUUAAGGAAAUGUAUCGUUGGGGAUAUUCAUUAUGAAAAUGUUCAUUUUCACCAUUCAAAGUUAGUAAUAUGUGCACAAAUUCAGCUUAAUGUAUAAACCAUUUUCUUAAAUGUCAUUACAUUUUCUAAAGAUCAAGAAGUUUCUUGCUGAAUGUAUCGAACUCGAGAAAUGUAGGGCUAGUCUCGUACUCUUGCAUUUCUACAUAUUAAGAAUAAUACCAUAUAUCAACACCUUAUGAAAUUUUGCAAGUUCAUAUGUUAUGAAUAAAUGUUGUUCUGUGAUGCAGUUGAGAUUUUACAAGAAAACUUUGUAAUAAAAGAAUGAAUGUUGAAAGGCAGCACUGUAUAUAAGGCAAAUGAUGGUCAUAUAAACAGUGUACAGUACAUUUACAAAUUUGUAAAUUGUAGAUUUUAACUGAGUAUGAAUAGUACUGUACGGCCAUUGUACCGUAUUUGAAUCAAUAUUCAGAGUUCUUUUUCCAAUCAUUUGUCAUAAUCAUAUCAAAUCGCGGUCAUUAUCCUAGCUUUUUAUUACACUUCCAAAAUCCACUUUCAAGUCGCCUUCUGAUGAGCUGACAAACUUUUGAGGUGAUUUUUUUCUGCUGUAUGCAGGAGGUAUCGAAAUACCUGAUCUAAACCUGGCCAUCCCGAAAAGGACCUAAGCCUCAAGGCAUCAUUGUUGAGUGCGACAUUUGUUUAACUGGAAGUGGUACAUAUCCAGGAGGUAUUGAACCACAAACCGAUGAGUUCAAAUGGGUUUCUGAUUGUUGAACGUAUUGUUAGUAUAAUAAAAACCUCUCACCUUUCUGCCUUCAUCAGAAAUUUGGCUAUUUGCAGUUUGCAUGGCUGUAGUAGUGCCUCUGAAUCUUUUGGUAGAAAUCUGAGUUUAAUUAUUUUGGUUAUCUCUGAAUCUAUUCAAGGGCUUCUAGCACAACAUUUUUUAUUUCAAAUUUAUUCUUUGUUUCUUUCAUUUCGGAAGAUUUAUGUUAGGUACAAGAAUAAGUUAUGACACUCUUAAUAAAGGAUUCAAAAUACAAUCCACAAAUUCCUACUUGCUUAUUUUAGGCUGUUAUUUUUCAAACAACGAGUGAGCCAUUUUCAUUGCCGUUUUGUUUUGGUAACUCUGCUAGAAGUCCUUGAAAUAGCUUUCUCUAUUUGUUUCGCUGGUAUUAUGCUAGAUAUGCUAAUUACAUGACUAUUCAUUGCUGUUAUAUUAUUAGGUAGAUGAUUACUUUUCUAUGGUGCUGAAGAAAAGCUAUCAUGUCAUGCGUCAUGAACUGGACGUACAAAAAACUAAAAUAAGUAAGAUAGCAACAUCCUUGGAAAUGUUGAGGGAGAUUGUGACCAGUUUAUGAGGUAUGACUAGAUUCAUUCACUUCCAUGUAUAAUCAUCAUUAUGUAUACUUUGGCUCAUGCCAUUGGUGUACACUCAUGAAACUUGAAAAAUAGAACAAAAAAAUAUUCUAAGCAAAAAAGUUGUAAAAAAUAUAAAAUUAUCAUACAAUGGGCCAAGACUGUUCAUACAGUUAGCAUUGUUUUUAUGACGAAGAUUUCGCACAUGUGCCAACUUCGGGAGGUGAUCAUGUGUGGGGUCGACUUUUAAAAAAAUCAAAGCUACGCACAUUGUUCAAAGCCAGUAAAGCACUCCAUGCUUUGUGCUGGUGAUUACAGUGGUGCGCUUUGACCACUUAGCCUGGUCUGGCUUCAUCAGAACCUGUGCCCGCAAGCUGUCUCAUGACCAUAUUCAUCAUAUCGUUGGAUAUUUCUAUCUGCAGAAUAUAAGAUGUAUGGUUUCAGAUUGCUGAUUUGGAGGUUUUGACUGUCGUCGGUUUAGCUGAAGUUUUCAAGAUUUCAGCUUGAUUGAAGUUUUUCGUGCGGGUUGCAGAAAGAUGAUGGCCGGAUCUGUGGCUGAAAAAUACCAAGAUCUGAUAAGCUUCUUGUUACCCUCUCACCAAGACAGGGUUCGACGAGUAGCCGAAUGUGCCUUUGAUGGUAUGUCUUACUCUUUAUACAGAGUAUAGAGGGUCCAUUGGCAAAACAAAAAAAAAAUAUUAAAAAAACUAAACACAAAAAGUCUAAUGUGUUUUAUAAUCAAAUCUCUUGUGUGUAUGUUUAUUUGUGUAGCUUCUGUACGUGUUGUAUGUGAGUAAUGAUUUUAUUUCUUUAAUGACUCAAAUGAUCAAAUUUGCUCUUGCUCACAAUCUGCCUGGUUGAAUCAUUGCUUUUUAUUGAGGGAACCAUUCCAGCCUGAAGCUCCCAAGCUUAUGCAGUUUUCAGCAAAUAUUCUUAUCCAGACCAGAUGCACUCCUCUGACAUAAAUGUGUAGAUGCAUGUGUUGUCAGUAUUUUUGUGGUCUCUGGUCCAUUUGCUGAAAUUCUCGGUUUUUGGCUUUCUUUUAUGAUUCUUUCUCAUAAGAUUAGACAUCCAAUGAAGGAAUCAAGCCUCUUAAUCGAGCUAGAGGCUAGAAAAAAUGUCCUAAUGUCUUAUGUUAACUUUGACAUGUAUUUUUUAAUCCAAAUGAACUUGCUGCAGAAACCGUAGCUUGCUCUAACCAGGCAGAUAAUCUUUCGCUUUGAGACAACUUUAAAUGACUAGGAAACAAGUGAAGAAUAUUGUCAAGUUUCCUCCAACAUUUAGAGUUGUUGUUUUCUGUAUGGGCCAGAUCAUUACAUGUAGGAAAUGGUCCAUUGGAUUCGUUCUUUUGAAGUUGACAAGAAACCAUGCACACUCAAUGUAUGAUAUUGUACAUUACUUGAGUGUAUGAUAUUGUAAAUCAAUGCCAGUCAACUUCAUGAGGAACGAACAUUGCUAAGCCUUGACAGCUGAGUGUAUGUCAUAUGAUUGUUAAAUAUUCUUGCCUCAGGAUACUUGAGUUUGUACAGGGUUCCUUUGGUACUACUAACCAAUCUGUCAGAAAAGAAUAACCUUUCUCAAGGAUUGAGAACAGUAUAAUAUGUCAUUUAAUAAAUAAAUAGAAAUUUUCAAUUCGAUGAACUGGUGGGCGGUCAAGAACAGUCAAGUAAAUGAACCGAUUUGGUUGUGCCUAAUUUCUCAAGACGUUCUCCCAAAUUGCUACCAGUUUCAAUCCUUGACAAGUUUAUGAUAAUUUCAUUGUGUUUGUGUGAGUGCAGGAACAAUAUCUUGUCUUUCGAGACGAAGUUAAGGGUAAAUGUUUUCAGAGGCUGCGGUGUGGCGCCAUUGUAAUAGUACUGUGUUAAAUUGGUCGACUGGUGGAACUGUAUGGGUCAUUCAGGGUUGACCGGCAGCCUGAAGUGAUACUUAACAUUGUCUGUAUCCAGAUUAAAGAGUAGUUUACUCAUAUCAUAAUCUGUGGCAGAGCAGUACUUUCGAUUAUGUUUGUUAAUUUGAAAAUCAUCAAUUGAGUCUGUCGUGACUGAUGCAGUUUUGAAUUACUCUGUUCUUGCAUCAGCAAGAUCUAAAGAGAUAUACUGUUGGUCAGAUUUCCAUCCGUAAGUGAAAUCAGUAUAUCUGUUUUGAAUACUAUGCAUAUCUACUAGUGUUCAAUUUAUGAAAUCUUGACACCUACUGGAUAAUUCCAUGUGGAGUAUGUCUUAAGAAGAAAGCAAUUAACUGAAGACAAGUGUUAACAAUUCAAAAUUCAUCAUAAAAAGGUUAGGGAAAAUUUUGAUUUUCUGCACAUUCUUGUUUGAAAAUUUGUUCGGCUUGUCUCUGUGAAUUGUUGCAACUGAGCGUAAUUGUUAUUUUCCAGAAAUGCAAUUUGGCCAUUUAGACCUGUUGGCAUAGAAGGAUUUGGUAAGAACUCUCCACCAAUUACUGUGAUUGUAUGUGAAGGGCAUUUAAUAGGCUGACAAAAGGUCACUGAAGUGUGUUUAAAAAAAAUUUCAACUCUUUUAAAUCCCUAUUAUUUCGAUCAAAAAAAUCAUCAUCAGUGUUUUUCUGUUCUCUGGAAAAAAUUGAUGGCUAUCACCUUGUAUUUCAAUUUGUCAAACAUUUUGGUUAAAUCAAUCAUCAAAUGCAACUCUGUAACUACAAGUUCGCAACUUUGAUAUGUAAAUUUGAAACUGUCCUAAGGUGUCCAAAAAGACAAUUAAAAUUAUUCCUUUUAAGUAAUGUGAAUAUUGGCCAAGGGUGCCAAAGAAAUGAUUUAUUCUGUUGCACAAAACUUCAUUUGUAUUGUAUUGAAGAAAAAAGAUAUUAAACAUUUCCUGGUGAUAGCCAAUGUGUCGGGGUUGACAAGACAAGUGUGAUAUCAGUGUUGAACAAAGCAAUAAGUUUGGAGUUGAGGGUGGAGAGUGUGGUAAGAAGAAACAGGUGUCAUGUAAUAGAUACAAUAAAUUUAUAUCAUGAACGAAGAA